Molecule: messenger RNA, 1910 nt
Organism: Rosa rugosa (rugosa rose)
Lineage: Eukaryota; Viridiplantae; Streptophyta; Magnoliopsida; Rosales; Rosaceae
Product: probable polyol transporter 4
Exons: 2
Coding region: 172-1761 (529 amino acids)
Biological process (GO): transmembrane transport
Cellular component (GO): membrane
Molecular function (GO): myo-inositol:proton symporter activity
Source: RefSeq, a predicted model, not a curated record
CCUCCAGUUCUUGCCGUCUUUGUACUCUUCAAAGUUGUGACCUCCUCUGUUUUUCCUCUGUUUCAGAUCUGAGUCUAAUUCUCUGAAACUGAGUCGACUCAGCUCCAAACUUCAAAGCACAAUAAAGGUCCUCCCUUUCUCUUCCAGAAAUUUUGGAGGGAAAAGGGUGUAAUGGGUUUUGAGGAAAACAGGAAUGCUGGUCAGAAUGGAGUGUUUGGGUCUGACUCUUCCGAGUUUCAACUCGGGAGCAAGAACAAAUACAAGAGAAUGAAGUCUGAGGUAACAGAAGAAGAAGAAGAAGAUGGUUCAUUCACAAAGGAGAAUCGUGGAACAAAGAAAUAUGUGUUUGCUUGUGCCAUCUUUGCUUCUCUCAAUUCUGUGCUGCUUGGAUACGAUGUGGGUGUUAUGAGUGGAGCUAUUCUCUUCAUUCAGGAGGAUUUGAAAAUCACAGUUGUACAACAAGAACUUCUUGUUGGGAUUUUGAGCAUAAUCUCCCUAUUGGGUAGUUUAGCAGGUGGGAAAACAUCAGACGCCAUUGGUCGAAAAUGGACAAUUGCAUUUGCAGCCUUUAUCUUUCAGACAGGUGCUGCUGUAAUGGCACUUGCUCCUUCUUAUGAAGUAUUGAUGAUUGGUAGACUCUUUGCUGGGAUUGGUAUAGGAUUUGGGGUCAUGAUUGCACCUGUAUAUAUUGCUGAGAUCUCACCUUCAAUAGCUAGGGGUUCGCUUACUUCAUUUCCUGAGAUCUUUAUAAAUCUAGGCAUCCUUCUUGGAUACAUAUCGAAUUAUGCUUUCUCGGGGCUUCCAGUGCAUAUAAGCUGGAGGGUGAUGCUUGGUGUGGGAAUCAUACCUUCAGUCUUUCUUGGAUUUGCUCUUUUUGUGAUCCCCGAAUCCCCAAGGUGGUUAGUAAUGCAGAACAGGAUUGAAGAAGCGAGAAUAGUAUUGACCAAGACGAAUGAGAGUGAAAAAGAAGUUGAGGAGAGAUUGGCAGAAAUUCAGCUAGCUGCUGCAGGGAUGGCUAAUGCUGAGAAUAAUGAAGGAAAAGCUAUAUGGCGUGAAAUUCUGAAUCCUUCUCCCCCAGUUCGACGAAUGCUGAUUACUGGUUGUGGAAUCCAAUGUUUCCAACAGAUUACAGGCAUUGAUGCAACUGUGUAUUAUAGUCCAACCAUUUUCAAAAAUGCCGGAAUUAAAGGCAACACUCAACUUCUUGCUGCAACUGUUAUUGUUGGGGUUACAAAGACUCUGUUCAUCUUGGUAGCUAUCUUUCUUAUAGACAAAGUGGGCAGAAAGCCUUUGCUUUAUGUGAGCACUAUUGGAAUGACUACUUGCUUACUUGGUCUAAGCCUUGCCCUGGCUUUUCUUGGAAAUGGAAAACUUGGAAUUGGAUUGGCAGUAUUAGCCGUUUGUGGAAAUGUAGCUUUCUUCUCAGUUGGAAUUGGCCCGGUUUGUUGGGUCUUGUCAUCUGAAAUCUUCCCUCUAAGGCUCCGAGCUCAAGCAUCUGCGCUUGGGGCAGUUGGUAGUAGGGUUAGUAGUGGUGUGAUUACCAUGUCAUUUCUCUCGGUAUCUCGAGCAAUUACAGUAGCAGGAACCUUCUUUGUUUUUUCAGUGAUUUCAGCUCUCUCAGUUGUUUUUGUUCAUACAUGUGUUCCGGAAACAAAAGGGAAGUCUUUAGAAGAAAUCGAAAUGAUUUUCCAUCAUGAAGGGGAGUGGCAAGGAAGUGAAGUAGAAAUGGGAGAUGCACAACGUCUAAUGCAGAAAGAAUAAGUGCAGAAAGAUGUGUGAGUUAUUAUACUAUUCUGUUUUGGCCAAAUUGAUUGAGCAUUAUACUGAUUUAUCUGUGAAAUGUAGCCAUUGCACAUAUCACAACAGAACCAAAAGAGAUGAAAUUUAUUCAAUUUGUUAUUUUUGGUCUC